AUGAGUGGAGAAAACAAAGUCGAAGGAAAACGUGAUGGCUUGGGCAGGACGCUUCUUCAUUUAGCCGCAGAAAAGAGUGAUGUUGGUAAACUUGAGGAAUUACUCUGUAGUGGUGAUUGUGAUGUUAAUGCCCAAGAUGCUCAAGGUCGAACACCCUUACAUUCCCUGUUUGAGGAAGAUAUCAUUAAAGACAUGGAUAAGCUCAAGAGGGCGAUGUCAGUUCUCUUAAAAUACGGUGCCAAUGUAAAUAUUAAGGACAAAUUCCAAGAUACACCACUUCAUGUUGUAUUUUAUAGCUACUACGAAUUUAUACCAGAGAUCCUCAGAUUUUUACUAACGAAAUCAAAAGUAAAAUUUGAUGUGAAGUCUCAGAACAUCGUUGGCUACACCAUCUUUUAUAAAUGCAUGUGUGGAUUUCCUGACAGUCUCAGAGAGAGGGACAUCUACCCAAAUAUAAUUCAGCAGAUGGAAUCAUUUAUCAACGACUUCAUGAAUGAAAAAAUAUGCCAACCUUGUCCAGUGAAAGAUCUUUUGAAUAUGAAAGAUAAAUUUGGCUUUUCAGCUUUUUAUAUGUACACAAUGAAUGUUGAUAACAAUAUUGAAACAAUCAAAAGAAUGAUUCAAUUAGGUGCAGAUGUCAACACAAGGUCAAAUAUAGGGGUCACACCCUUGAUGGAUGUUGUCUUGAAUAGAGUGACCCCAAUAGUCGAGGUUUUACUCCAGUCAGGUGCAGAUGUCAACAACAAAGAUAUAUUUGGUCAAACAGCUCUUUUCAGGGUGCUCACCAAAGAUUGCUUCGACUUGCUGGAGCAAUAUGGAGCAGAUUUUACGAUCCGAGACAAAUUUGGGCAAUCACCAAUAACAGACGUGUUUAUGUACACACCCGAGGAUACCCCACGGAGCGGUCUGGUAAUAUCAGACGUGGCAACAAACUACCAGCCUCUGUUCGAGUUAUUUUUAAAGAAUGGAGUCAGUGUACACGAAAUGGACAAUUUUAGUUCCUCACUUCUUCAUUAUGCAGCAUGGUACGGUGCCCCAAUAAUGGCGUCGGCUCUCAUUGAACACGGUUUACCACUGACUGUACUUGAUAAUCAAGGCAUCUCUCCAGCCAAAUUGGCUCGCAGAGUCGGAAAUUACGAACUCGUUAAUAUGCUGACUGGUACGACAAGAGAAGUUGAUAAAGACCCUGUUAAAAGACAUUAUGUGAACUUAUUGAUUUACCACGAGGAUGUUGCAAAUAUUGAUAAAGCUUUGCAUGAAGUUUUGAGUUUUCAAGAAAAUCCUCGUGAACUGCUUCAAAAUUUGAUCAAUUCACCCAGACUGGGUCUUGUUAAUCGAGAAUCCGAGGCACAAGAAGUUAAAGACGAAAUUUUAAAACUGAUGUACAAAAUUGCUGAAUCUAUAAGUAAAAACGAUCCUGCGUUUAGAUGUACAGUUUUUCCCACCGGAAGUUCAGAAGAUGGAAGUAAAAUUGGAGAAGCUGAUGAAUUUGACUUUACGUUUUGUCUGGAUUUCUUCUCAGGAGAAUGCAUACCUUAUCAAGAAGAUGAUACACUGAACAGUGGCUUUGCAACCUUGAAAGUUAAAUCAUUCCAUGAAUGGCACCCUCUUGCAAAGUAUACAACAGAUGGAUAUAUCAUUGAGUCGUACCUUGUGAGAGACAUGUUUCAAGAUCUUUUUACGAAAGCUGUCAAUACACCGGAAAUAUGGAACCAGAAUUGUUUUUACUUUGACGGUCUUUUAAAAUUCCCUGUAGAUAAACCAAUUCUUAAUAUGGAAGUACAUUGGUGUGGACGAAUAAUGAAGAAUAUUGUUAUCAGCAUUGAUGUGGUCCCUGCUGUACGAACUUGGGGCUGGAUGCCAAAAGAAUUGGAAAACAUUGACCGAGAGUUACCUUCACAACAAUUGUCUUCAGAAGAUGAAUGUUUUCUCUUGUUUCAACCGCCAGAGGAACGCGACAAACAAAGGAGAAGAUAUCUGAGAAUAUCAAGGUUCUGUAGCGAGUUGAAGUUUCUGAAAAAUCUUCCCGAGGCCUUCCUUGAAAGUUAUGCUGCUGCAAAGAUAUUGAUAUGCGAUCGAUUUUGUCCACGGUUAUUAUUUUCUGAGGAUUUAAAUAUAAAACAAAUAUUUUGUAAACAAACCUCAGAAAUGAAUAGUUCAGUCGAAGAUGAAGAAAUGAAUUCUGAAGAGGAUGAGCACAUAAUUGAUGCAGGAGUUUUACAAAAGCAAACUAUGGGAUCCGAGAGCGAUGAGCAUUCUAUAAAUUCAGAUUCAGAUGAUGCUGAAACGUCUUCAGAUAUUAUCGAAGGGACCAUUCUGUAUAAGCAUGGUGCAGUGCGUGAUCUUUCUUCUUGUAUUAUCGAAGUUGACCAGACUUUGCGAGCCAACAGGUUGUUUGUACCAAAGGAUAGUUUUAAACUAGACGUUUCAAAUCUUUCGUUCAGCUUACAAAACGGUGCACUUCAAGCUAAAAAGUGCAUAGUGGUGAGAUCAAUCCAAAAGGAUACCAGCAAAUGGAUUCAAUUCGGACCAUCGUCAAAUAUUCCUAAGAAGGAAACUUUAGACGCAGUUAUAAUGGAUAGCUUAUCUAGAGAAGAAAAUCAAAACCUUACAAUCGCCGAAUGGCUGACUCAGACUUUUCCGUCGGUCAGCCAUUCCUCUGAGAAUGACAUGGAAGAAAACAUCGAGAUUGAAGAAAACAGAGACAUAGACCAAAAGCUUAUGGAAGACGGCAGAGAGGGCAAUACAAAUCAAAACACUUCUCACAUUACAUCUGACGAGAGAAAUUCUUCGAACACGGUCCCAAGAUGUGACACGGACAUUUUAGACAAAUCGUGGGAGGGUGGCGAGAUUGUAGAUGGAUACGAUACAAUCUCCAGUUACAUGCUGAAAAAUUGUUUGUUUUAUGUUGCAGUUGAUCUAAAAGGCGAUAAAGAUGUCAGUCAAUUAGAUAUAACGAUCAAACUUUUUGAAAAACUAGGCAAAUGUGCAGAGGAAGAGAAACUUGAUUCUUUUUUCCUACCAUAUCUAGAUGUAUUCACCUUUGCAAACGAGCAUAUUAAAAUGAUACCCGACGACAAAAUCAUUGAAAGCACUAAAAUUCAAUGCAAUCGAAUAAAAUUAUUUUGUGACGUCAUUCUUGGAAUUUUGAGAUAGAAGACCUAUCCGCAAAAUGCUUUAUCUGUGAAUUACAUGUAAUGCUCUUAUAUUCAUGUUAUAGUUGAU
Messenger RNA from Saccostrea echinata, 3225 nucleotides. RefSeq lists its product as uncharacterized. The coding region runs from base 1 to 3156 and encodes 1051 amino acids. Gene Ontology annotation, molecular function: protein binding. The transcript has a single exon. NCBI's taxonomy places the organism in Eukaryota, Metazoa, Mollusca, Bivalvia, Ostreida, Ostreidae. The record is from RefSeq and is a predicted model, not a curated record.